AUGGCGAGGCACCUGGAGCUGCUGGCCCCCUGCCGCACGCUGUACGUCCUGUGCGCCGGGAGCGGCAUCUACUGCUUCGCGCUGGACACGCCGGGCAGGUCAGCGAGCCAGGCUGAUGACGGCAGCAGCAAGGGUGACAGCCAGUGCCCGAACCAGGCCGCGGAGUGUCACAGCCAGGUCGAUGAGGAUCCGUGUGAGACUGAAGAGGGUCACGUGGAGUCUGGGGAGCCGCCUUUCGACGUGGUUUCUGUGGGCCCAGAUGCCUGCGUCCUGCCUGAUCCCUCGCUCUGCGCUUUCACCCUGCUCGGUGACCUGCUGGUGACGGUGUCCCAGGGCCCAGGUACCUGGAAAGUGCGGCUGUUCAAGCAUCUCUGUCCAGGCCCAGGCACCGAGCCAGGAGCCCAGGUCGGCGAGGUGGUGGUCCCCGCAGAGCCCCCCCAAGCCCCCAGUUUCCUUCCAGUGCUGUGCUGUGUAUCACCACCCUGCUCCAGGGAUCCUCACGGCUGCCUCCCGGGCCCUGAGGGCUCCAUACUUCAGGAAGCCCUCUUCGGCCUGCUCUUCGGGGCAGAUGCUGCCCUACUGGAGUCUCCUGUUGUCCUCUGUGGCUUCCCAGAUGGCCAGCUCUGCUUUGUGGUCCUUAAGACCCUGGUCACCUCGCAGACAGCCCCAGGGGACCCAAAAGUCCUGGUCAAGGUCCUCCACCACCUGGAAGAACCCAUCGUCUUCAUAGGGGCCCUGAGGAAAGGGCCACAGCCCCAGGAGGGUGAGGACACACCUGCUGACUGCUUGGUAGCCCUCGGCCACCAUGGCCGGACAUUGGCCAUCAAGGCUGGCCGAGACGAAGCAGAGACCCUGGUGCCAGAGAUGCAGGUAUACCGCCUCCCAGGACCCGUGCUCUGCGCCACUUGCAACAGGGGCAGCCUCGUCUACUACAGCACCCCCUCAAGGCUCCACGUGUUGAACCUGUCCUCCGGGGAGUCCAUGCAUCCCGGCCUACCCCCACUGCUGUGUCAGAACAGCGUGCGUGUCUGCAAGAUCGUUGCCCUCUCAUCACCCAGGGACCCUGAAGACAGCACCAAGCUCCUGGCCCUCUCUGCUGGAGGCCGCCUCAUGACCUGCCACGUGGCUCUGGAGCCCGCCAGGAUGACAGCACGCCAGGCCACCUCGAAGAUCCAGAACCUGCUCUCAGACAUAAGCAGUGUUUCUGAGAGGGUACACUCUCUGAAGAAGGCAAUCGAGCAGCAGAACCAGGCCCUAACCCACCUGCACCAGGCCCUGGACCUGAGCUGUGCCCUGCUCUCCUGCCAGAGCAGCCCCAAGCCCAUCGUUUGCACCACCCGGCCCUUCUGGAGAGCCCAGGGCCUGCACCAGGAGCUGGUGGCCACCUGCCGGCUGGAGAACGGAGGCCCAUGCAGCCUCGGCCCUGGCUGGUCCUGGUGCAUCCAGGUGCUCCCCAGCUCCCAUGAUGGUGCCACCACCUACACGGUCCCCGUGCAGCAGCUGGCCCCUGGUGCCUGCUUCGAGGUUACGCUGGCCCUGUGCUCCGGCGAGGAUGAGGGCAGCAUCCCCGAUCUCCCUGUGACUGUCUCCCACAUGCUUUUCUACAGCCUCCAGGAGGUCGUGGGGGUGCUGCUGGCCCCCGUGGACACUGAAGAGGACCCCCUGGGAGUGGCAUGGCCCCAAGACCUGCUGCCCCCACAAGAUGGUGCCUGCCUGCCCCUGGGCUUGCACACCGUGGACCUGCUUCAGGGCCUCCGUUUCUCCAGCCUGGCCACGCCUUGCCUGCCGCCCACUAGCCCCAUAGAUAUCUUCCUGGCAAACUGCCAAGAGCAGGGCAGUCGCCCCGGGGGCCGGGCUGCCCUCCAGGCCCCAUCCAUGGUGUCCAUCCGGGUGUCAUCAGAGCUGCUGAGGGCCACCCUGGGAGACAGGGCUACAGGUGGGUCCCUGUGCUGCAGCACCCUGCAGUGGUUGCUGACCGAGAACACGGCCCUGGACAUCGUGAGGGCUGGAGCGCUGUCAUCUGUGCAGGGAGUGGCCCCCGACGGCACCAGCGUCCGCCUCACAGCCCAGGAGGUGUUGGUGGUGGACCUGGGCUCUGAGGACCCCAUCCCAGCUGUGGAGAUCCAGGUGGAGAGUCCCUCCCUCGCCACCGUGUGCCAAGCCCACCAUGCCAUGAUCACCCGCAUCCAGACAAUCGUCACGGAGCAGGCGACCCCGGGUGCUAGCCUGCCCAACCUGCGAGUACAACGCCUGCGCCAGAUCCAGGCCAACCACGAGGCCCUGCUUUGGGAGGUCCAGGCCUUACAGGACAAGCUGGCACUGCAGAGCUCAGCUGACACGCAGGCCACUGCCACUGAGCAGCUCCUGCAGCUGUACCGGCGGCUGCGGAACCCCAGCCUCACUCUGCUCUGACGGUUGUGCCCUCGCCCAGCUCACCAGCCGCUUAUCCAGCAGCUGCCCGGGGCACCUCAGGGAGCCCACCACUGCCAGUGCCCCAGAGAAGACGCCUUCUCGCUUCC
This is a messenger RNA of Echinops telfairi (small Madagascar hedgehog), 2519 nucleotides long. It is a transcript of the gene FAAP100, whose product is annotated as FA core complex associated protein 100. The coding region runs from base 1 to 2412 and encodes 803 amino acids. Gene Ontology annotation, cellular component: nucleoplasm; Fanconi anaemia nuclear complex. The record is from RefSeq and is a predicted model, not a curated record. The transcript has 9 exons. Gene Ontology annotation, biological process: interstrand cross-link repair. Lineage: Eukaryota; Metazoa; Chordata; Mammalia; Afrosoricida; Tenrecidae.